Messenger RNA from Musca domestica (house fly), 7028 nucleotides. RefSeq names its product tensin-1. The record is from RefSeq and is a predicted model, not a curated record. Lineage: Eukaryota; Metazoa; Arthropoda; Insecta; Diptera; Muscidae. Bases 182 to 1948 code for a protein of 588 amino acids. Gene Ontology annotation, molecular function: protein binding. The transcript has a single exon.
ACCCAAGUGGCGGCGCUCUCAUUUCGCUAAAUGCCAAUUUGAGCAAAACAGAUGGCAGACGAAUGUGUGUUCCAAAUGCGUUAGUCUGCUGCGAGAAGCUUUAUCAUCUAGUGCUAUUUUAGAACGAAAUUAAUUCGUAUCCGUCCGCCAGAAGAAGUAUAAAUUUGAGCAUAAAAUAAAAAUGACUACAUUUGAAAAUUCGCGAAAUUCAUAUUUAAAUGAAAAUGAUCGAAAACAAUACAACUAUGGUUCGUCUGACACAGAUGACACAGAAAAUGAGAUACCUUAUCAUGCCCGUGAACAUGCCAGACCUUUUACUUACGGAAAACUACCAAAGGGAUUUAAGAAAAGCGAUUUGAACCAUGUGCCAGUGGACGAUAUUCCGGAAACCCCAAAAGCAUUCAGUAAAGCAACAACACCAACUUCAUUGCCACCAAGUCCAACGGCUCCAAGGAAGCCUGCUCGACCAAGUGUGUCGCCGUCCAGACCUGUUCUAAGGAAAACGCCCUCCCGCCAAGAAUUUGAAGAGAUGCUAAGAGAACGUCAAGAACAGUCCCUUCGGGAGCAAAAUCAGGCAUUAAAAGAAGCUCAAAACGCUUCAAUUCAAAAGGAUUUAGAUGAGUUGCAGGAGAGGUUGAAUAAAAGUGCGUUACUACAAAUGGCUGAGGGCCAAAAAAAAGAAACUUUAACCACAGAAAAUACUUGCAGAGAAGUAGUAAAACUUGUGGAAACAAUUGACUUGCCCGACGAAAAUGCCAGCGCCAGUGACCCAACGCCAUCCAAUGCCAUUUUAGAAGCACCCUGCAGGCAUGAGCAGACUGUUACAGUCGUCGACGCCAAUAGACCAGAAACACCCGCCUUCCCAGUAUCCACAAAAUCCACAUUGGAGGACCGAUGUGUUAGUCCAUACCAGUUGUCAGCUCCGGGAUCGCCAAUUGUCCAAAGGGUCAAUUCUUUAACAAAUAAAUCGGGCGAGAAGAAACGUUCGCCACUAAAAUUGUCAGCAUUGCCAUCGAUCUUACCAUUGAAGUCCAAAGAGAAAAAACACACUGAAACACCACAAGACGUUGCCCCUCACUUGGUGAAAUUCGCUAGAGAUUCCUCAGAGUUUUGGUACAAACCACACAUGACUAGGGAAGAGGCGGUAACACUUCUUCGAUAUGCCGAACCAGGCACAUUCGUUAUACGUAAUUCCAACACAUAUAAAGGAGCAUUUGGAUUGGUGUUGCGUGUUGCCAAACCGCCACAGGGAGUCACAAUAGCUGAAAACAAUCCAAAUAGUGAUGUACUAGUCCGACAUUUUCUCCUGGAGCCCACUACUAGAGGCGUACGUCUGAAGGGAUGUGUUAACGAGCCAACAUUUACAUCACUCUCCGCUCUAGUAUAUCAACACUCAACUAACCAACUGGCUCUACCCUGCAGACUUAUAAUACCCACGCGAGAUAUACUUCUCUCCGAAGUAGACCGAGAAAUAGUCCAGAGGCAGAAACAAUUGCUGGAGCAGGGAGCUGCAUGCAAUGUCUUGCUCGUCUUCAGCAUGUACACAGAAUCGCUGACAGGCGACGAAGCCAUUCGUCGAGCCGUCCACGAAAUGUACGCCCAAUCAGCCACACACAAUCCAAUCGAAGUGCAUUUCAAAGUCUCGCAAAACGGAAUCACACUGACGGACAACAAGAGACGCUUCUUCUUCCGGCGCCACUACACCACCACUUCCAUUUCCUAUGUCAGUUUGGAUCCUGACAAUCGAUUUUAUGCCGUUCUAGCUAACGACGAGGGCUUAAAUCGAACCGUGAAGAAGACAAUAUUUGGCUUCGUAGCUCGACCUGCUGGCAGUCGUGAUAAUCAGUGUUUGGUCUUUUGUGACUUGGCCGCAGCACAGCCUGCAUCGGCGAUUGUGUCCUUUGCUCAGAAGAUAUUGCAUUUAAAUAAAAACGCCGAUCUAUUGUAGAUAAAAAUGCAUUAUACAAUACUAUACAUUUGGUAUACAUAUGUAUGUCUACGUUACUACGCUACGGAACCUUCUUAAUUCUUUCAAUUAACUGAGAGUGCUAAUUACCCAAUAACUGACGUACCCCUUGACGUGUUUCACCAUACAGGUUAAACGCAUAUAAUUAUAUGAAUGUUGCCGGAAUACAUCAAAUAGCGCAACCUACAAUUCCUACUUCCCCACUGUGGUAAAAUGUUUUGUACAUCCGUAUUACUACGCCUAGUCCAUAUCUUGAAAUAUCUCAAUUUCAAAUUAUAAUUUCCAAUUAGAAACAUUUACAUUUUUAUACCCUACAGCACUAUGUGUUAGGGGUAUUAUAUGUUUGAUUUGGCCAAAAAUUAUGUAACACCUCGAAAUAUUGGUUUCCCACAUAGGAAAGUAUAUAUGGAUCUUCCUAUCUGGCCGAGCUGAGUCGAUCUAGCUAUGUAUGUCCGUCCGUCCGUCUAUCCAUGUUAAUUUGUAAUCACUCUACAGGUCGCAAUUAUGGUCCGAUCUACACGAAAUUUAAAAUGGAGGUGGGGCUAGGGUCAGAAUAGAACCCUAUUUCUUUUGGGGAUGAUCGCAUAAUAUUUAGGGGUUGAAAUGGACCAAAAACUGAAAAAACUGGGUGAAAUAGACCAUAACAUUUGUGUUAAAUUAAAAUCAAAUUUUCCAUUAUACCGCGAAUAUUUUUAAUCCCGGCGAAAUCACAAAUAAACGAACAGCUCAAUUCUGACCGUUACGUCGAUGCCGAUAGUAAAUAUAUCGGAUAUAUAUAGCGAAAUAUAUACAAUGUGUAUAUACAAAGGAAGGGGGAUGCUAUAAUGCUUAUAUCUCAAGAAUGCCUGGACCGAUUUUGACAAAUUUUGUCAAUUUAGAAUGUCUUCUUGGCACCAAAAAAAAAAAAAAAAAAAACAUUUUAAAAAAAUUGCAUAAAAAGAUGCCAAUAAUGAUUUAAAUAUAGAUUUUGUAGUACUUUCUGACAUUUUUUUAUUUUUUCAUACUUUUUUAUCGCAUGCGAUUUUUUCAUUUUGACUUAUAAUAUUGAAGUGUACAUUUUGUAAUAUUUUUUUACCUUACAACACAGGUUGAGGUUAUUGUGUACAGAUUGCAAUUAUCGUCUAAUCCUCAAGAAAAUUUUCAUAAGUGCAGGGUUAGGCUCAAAUGGGUUAGGCCUAUUGGUUUUAAAGAUGUCCGCCAUAUAUUUGGUGGUUGAAAUGGACCAACAACUAAAAAUGUUCCUGAUUUUGCAACGGUUAUAAAGUUCACAAAUAGAAACCAAAGAACACGAAAUCUCUCAUGAGGUUAAAGUUUACGACAGCGGGUAGAAUGGACCACUACUUUUGUGUAAAAAAUACCAACAUUACUUACAGGCGAUAUCCGAAAUACACAAAAUUCGAAAUUCUGGUUUUUAUGCAGAAUUUUUUUUUGACGAAUAUAGCUAAAUAUCGUAGACAAGCAAAUCAUAUAUGUGAGACUAAAUUUUGAGAUACAGAGGGCCUCUUGCUUUUGGAGAUGAUCGGAAAAUAAUUAGAGGGUUCCGUGACAUAACUUUAAAAGCGAAAUAUUCCAAAAUGGAUUUGGAGAUAAGGGGGCUUCAAACAUAUUGUAGUGUUGUAGGGUAUCACAUGGUCGGCCCCGCACGACUAUAGCCUUUGCUUACUUGUUUGUAUUAUUUAUAUCUAUUUUCAACAUGCAAAGAAAAAAAAUUAUUCAAUUGUCAGUGUUGAAGUUGUUUAACUUUCGACAUUUCGUAUGUUCGACGUAUUUCGGCAACUUUUAUAUAAAUACAUGUGUUUAAUUUGUGUGGUAAAAAAUAGAUAACCGAGUGCGUUGAAUUUUAAGUAAAACUGUUACAAUUUGAGAUAAUUCAAUUAAAAAUCUAGAUAUAAUCAUCCAAAUAUCCUAUAUUGUGAGGUACCGUUAUAUGAGGGCUAUACGAACACGUGGAUCUGUAGAGGCAAUGGUCUGUCAUAAGAAGUAGUACCCAUUCCGAAUUCCAAAUUCCGAAUUUGAAACAAUUGUGUGUUAAAAAGUGUGACCCGAUUCAUCAAAAAAGGUUGGUGGGUAUAAAAAGUUACAUUUGGGAAAUUCUAUAAAUAUUUGUGUAUUUGGGUAAUACGGACGCACAAAACAUUUUACUAUAGUGAGGAAGAUCAAAAUUUUUUGUUCAGCAGGUUAGAUAUCAUGGUAGAAUGAAGAAGGUAAAAUCAUGCACUUAUAUGGGGAAAGUGUUCCUAAGUUCGGCAUGUCCGAGUAGUCGGUAGUUUUAAAAUUUAAAAUUAAAGAGCUAAGAACAGAAUUUACCAAAUAAUGAAAUUGACCAACUAAGAAUAAAACGUCAAGAGUGGUCUCUGCUCUCUUUCUUAAAAAAAAAACAAGUAAAAAAACAUUAAGUUCGACCGGGCCAAACUUUUAAUACCCUCCACCUUAGGGUAAAAGAAACAUUAGAAGAAAUGUGGCAAAAACCAUUAAAAUGCCGAUUAUGGGGAGGUACCGUUAUAUGGGGGCUAUACCAAAACGUGGACCUAUAAUUACAAUGUUUCGCCACCGGAGCUGGAACCCAUUAUGACCCACAAAUACCAAUUUUUAGACAAAUCAGUGAAAAAAAAUGUGGCAAAAACCAUCAAAAUACCGUAUAUCGGGAGGUACCGUUAUAUGGGGGCUAUAUCAAAUCAUGGACCCAUGCAUGCAAUGUUUCGCCACCGAAGCUGGAACCAAUUAUGACCAACAAAUACCAAUUUUCGAACAAAUCCCUGAAAAAAUGUGGCAAAAAUCAUCAAAUUACCGAAUAUCGGGAGGUACCGUUAUAUGGGGGCUAUACCAAAACGUGGACCUAUAAUUACAAUGUUUCGCCACCGGAGCUGGAACCCAUUAUGACCAACAAAUACCGAUUUUCAGACAAAUCCGUGAAAAAAUGUGGCAUAAAUCAUCAAAAUACCGAAUAUCGGGAGGUACCGUUAUAUGGGGACUAUACCAGAACGUGGACCGAUAUAUCUCAUACCAACCAUCCUAGACACAAUGCAAAUAGCUCUGCUAAAUUUUGGAGCUCUACGUCAAAUAAUGUGGGCUGUAUCGUGAUUUCAACAGACAGACGGACAGACAGACAGACAGACAGACGGACAUCUUUAUAUCGACUUAGAAUUUUAUGCUGAUUAUGAAUAUAUAUACUUUAUGGGGUCUAAAACGAAUAUUUAGGGAUGUUACAAACGGAAUGACAAAGUUAAUAUACCCUCCUUUCCAAGGUGGAGGGUAUAACAAUGAGCGCCGAUCAUUUAUUACGAGAGAAUAACGGGUUUCGUCAGUGAGUGUCUUCCAAAGCGUGCGAUAGUGCUUGUUUGUAAAGAAGAAAUUAGUGGUGGCGUCAACUUAAUAGUCGAUUUAAGUAAAUUAAAUUUAAUACUUUUGGAAUCAGAAAUAUUUUAUACUAGUAAAUAACAGUCUAAAGAUCAGUUUAUAACUUAAAACCAUACAAAUCAAGCACUUUUCUAUUAUAUUAUUUAAUGCCGACAUUGGGAACAGAAAUAAAGAGAUUUGCCAGUAGCCGACAGGGGGUGCCGAUUACUAGAAAAAUAUAAUUUUUGACCAAUUUCACCAAAACUUGAGAAAUGUAUUAAAAAAUAACCAAAAAAAUACUCAAAUAAAAAAAUUGUUUUGAGUCUGGCAAAAUAUACAUGCCGAGCAUCGGAAAAUGGUGCCGACAACUGGCAAAUAACUACUAUUUUAGUAAAAUUGCAAAUUUUUCCAAUAUAAUAAAAACAAAUUCAAUUUUUGUUUAUUAUUUCGAAAACUAUACAAAAUUUGGAAUCUGAACAACUUUAAUUUUCUGCAAUUGAAAGAUUUCACUCAGAAUCUUGAAAGAUUGAAAAAUCGAAAAUCCUAAAAGUGCCGACUACUUGUACACUUACCCUAUUAACAAUUUUUUUUUUCAAUAUUAUAAAUUUGACAACAUCUUAUUGUCAAAAUGUAUAUUUAAACAUCCAUUGCAUAUACACAAAUCAGAAAUGGGAAUCUGUUUUCUAUGUAGUGAAAAUUGAAAAGGUAAUUUACACAACAUGCAAAAAAUUACUUUACUUUCUCAAUUCUACUAUGGUCGGGUAUUAAGGCCUGUAAAAUACAAGGGUCUUGCGUACAAAAAUGCUCACCUUCUCACCAUAAUCAAGAACUUUGUACAGCCGUAUACCCAAGUUUGCAUGGGCGGUAGCUCAAUUCAAAUAAACCAAAGUUCAAAAACUGUUGAAAAAUAUUAAAAUUCUUUGACAAGGAAUUAAAUAUUCACAUGUUUCCAAUAUAUUUAUGUUGGCUGUAUUAAAAGUUUGAUUUGGCAAAAAGUUUGUAACACCGAGAAAUUUUUGUCUUAGAGCCGCGAUAUUAUAUAUCGAUCUUGAUAUAGCUCUGCGUGCCCGUCUAUCAAUGUUAAUUUGUAUUCUCACUAUUUUUUCUGAUUUAAUCAUUGGUAAUAAAAUGAAAUGACUUUACCUUCUUAAUUUUACCAUGCAUUCAACAGUGAAUAUUUUUCAUACUGAGAGUCACUUUCCGACGAAAUUACCGGUACAUAAAAGUGGCACAUCUGAUCCUCACAUUUAUGCUGACUUCGUGAACAAACAUAUAUUUAUAAUUAAAUUUUAUUUGACAUCCUAAAAAUUUGAUGCAUUGUUCUUGAACGAUAAAAGGCUUACAAAAUGUCAGCAAAGUAAGAAUAAACAUAGUAAUAUGAUAAAAAUACUUGAGUCAAAAAAAAUAAUAAAUUUGAAUGUAAAAAUUAAAUAUACCUGAUGUUUUCUAAGAUGGACUAUGUAGUGGUUAAUGGAAUUGUGGUGCCCCCAACAAACUGAUUUGAUGCAUUGCCGUUAAUGUUGACUGUCGCUGUCUUCGUAGAAGGUGCAGUCGGUAAACAUUGGAUAUAGCCGACGGUAAUUCCAUGACAUGCCAUGCUUUUUUGAGUCAGGGAUCCCAAGGGCUUUAAGGAGCCUACAAUCAUUGUACAAUUAUUUUAAGGUAACCUCAUUUUAAAGAAAGAUAUUCAACCCUGUUUUUUCUGUACUUUAUUUUUUCAAAUUUU